Molecule: messenger RNA, 3414 nt
Organism: Durotheca rogersii
Lineage: Eukaryota; Fungi; Ascomycota; Sordariomycetes; Xylariales; Xylariaceae
Product: glycoside hydrolase family 2 protein
Exons: 2
Coding region: 683-3268 (861 amino acids)
Biological process (GO): carbohydrate metabolic process; glycoprotein catabolic process
Molecular function (GO): beta-mannosidase activity
Source: RefSeq, a predicted model, not a curated record
GAAGGUAUUACGUCACAUCCUACUUGCACGCAUCGCACGUACCUACCUCGAACUUGAUCCUCACUUUGCUUCGGCAGGCACCGACGUAGGCGGGUUGCAGGCCGGUUGCAGGCGGGUUGUAUGUAAGCAGGUACGUUGUAAACCCGUGUUGGCCUUUCCUGGCCGGUUACCUCUCGUCCCUGUCCCCCUCUCUCCUAACCCUCGUCGGCGACUCUAUUCCCUUAGCGAAAAUCCAUCCACCGGCAGGUAGGUAUCGAGCUACUCGUGCCGCACUCCGGGAAGAAAUAGACGAUUGCCCCCUAGCCCGUCCUCUCCCCCUUGUCUCCCUCGUUACUCUCCGCCAUACUGCUGUCGGGACCAGACACGAUCAUAUGUUAGUUCCGUCACUACAUGCAAGCCGUUCGUUCGCUUAGGGAAUACUGCCAAAAACUCUAGCUCGCUGGCUGGACUCCCUCCCCCCUCCCCCCAUCGCCUCAUACUUCUUUUCCUUCCCAUCCUCCUCCUCCCUCCUUCUCAACCCGCGUCUACUUUAGGGCCUCCGGCUGGGAAUCGGCAAAUCUAGCGUCGACAGACCCCCUGUUCCUGGUCUUCUCAUCCUCGAAUUGUCCUUACCGUAUCUUCUCCUCCUGUUGCCAAGUCCCCGAGGAGCUGCCCUGGUACUUCGAACCCCCUCCGGCACGAGAUGGCGCCUCGCACCGUGGUUCCCAUCGACAAGAAUUGGGAAUUUAAGCAAGCCGGCAAGGAGGACAGCAACUUCUUGCCGGUCGCCCAAUUUCCCACCAAUGUCCACUUAGACUUGCUUGCCAACAAGCUCAUUCCGGAUCCGUUCAUCGGCAAGAACGAGCUCGAAGUCCAAUGGGUUGGCGAGGCAGCCUGGAUCUAUAGGACCACCUUCGCCAGCCCCGCAGUCGGGAGCACUGCGAAGGCGGUUUUGGCCUUUGACGGGCUCGAUACCUUCGCGACUGUCGUGCUCAACGGCAAGACUAUCCUCGAGUCGGAGAACAUGUUCAUCCCCGAGCGUGUGGACGUCACCGCCGACCUGAAGAAGGAUGACACCGAGAACGAGCUGGUCAUCACCUUCGACAGCGCGUACCUGCGAGGUUGGAAGCUAGUCGAGAAAUAUCCCGACCACAAGUGGAGCUGCUGGAACGGUGACAACUCGAGAUUGGCCGUCCGGAAAUCGCAAUAUCAUUGGGGCUGGGAUUGGGGUCCAGCGCUACUGACUUGCGGCCCCUGGAGGCCGAUCAACCUCGACGUAUACGAGUCGCGGCUUAGCGACCUCUGGUUCGACAUCGACGUCACCGACUCUCUCAAGUCCGCGACCGUGACCACGCAUGCUUCCGUAGAGGGCGAGGCCUCAAAAGUGCGGUUUGAUAUCUCGCUGAACGGCACGUCGGUUGCGAGCCAGACCGUGGACGCCGGCUCCAGCGUUACGUUUGCUAUUCCGAAUCCGGAACUUUGGUACCCUGUCGGAUAUGGAAAGCAACCUCUCUAUACUAUUACGGCUACGCUGCAAGAAGAUAGUCAGGACGUAGAUGGCGUAUCGAAGAAGGUCGGUUUACGGAAGGCCGAGCUCAUCCAGAGACCCCUCACGGGCGAGCCUGGUAAGUCCUUCUUCUUCCAAGUCAACGGCAUUCCCAUCUUCUGCGGCGGCAGCGACUGGAUCCCGGCGGACAACUUUGUUCCGCGGAUCACGAGGGAGAGAUACUAUGACUGGGUCAAACUAGUAGCGGACGGCAACCAAGUCAUGAUUAGGGUGUGGGGCGGCGGCAUCUACGAGGAACAGGCCUUCUACGACGCCUGUGACGAGUUCGGCAUCCUAGUGUGGCAGGACUUCAUGUUCGGCUGCGGCAACUACCCCGGCUGGCCGGAGCUCCUUGCCUCGAUCAAGCGCGAGGCGGAAGAGAACGUCAAGCUGCUGCGGCACCACCCGAGCAUCGUCAUCUGGGCUGGCAACAACGAGGACUACCAAGUCGCCGAGUCCCUUAAGCUUACGUGGGACAAAGAAAGCACCGACUCCGAGAGCUGGCUCAAGACAGACUUCCCGGCGCGCUACAUCUACGAGAAGAUCCUGCCAGACGCGUGCCGGGAACUGUGCCCGGCGGUGUACUACCACCCGGGUAGCCCGUGGGGAGGGGUCGACACGCGCGACCCGACGAUCGGCGACAUUCACCAGUGGAACGUGUGGCACGGGUCUCAAGAGAAGUACCAAAAUUUUGAUAAGCUGGUGGGGCGGUUCGUGUCUGAGUUCGGUAUGGAGGCGUUUCCGUCCGUCCGGACGAUCGAUGCAUUCCUACCGCUGGGCCGUGACGACCCGGACCGGUACCCGCAGUCAUCAACAGUCGACUUCCACAACAAGGCGGACGGCCAUGAACGCCGCAUCGCCCUGUACCUCGUUGAGAACAUGCGGUACGCGCCGGACCCCCUCGAGCAGUUCGUCUACUGCACGCAGCUUAUGCAGGGGGAGUGCCUCGCGUCGGCGUACCGGCUCUGGCGACGCCAGUGGAAGGGACCCGGCCGCGAGUACUGCGCGGGUGCUCUCGUCUGGCAGAUCAACGACUGCUGGCCCGUCACGAGCUGGGCCAUUUGCGACUAUUACCUGCGGCCGAAGCUCGCCUACUUUACGGUGCGCCGCGAGCUCGCGCCCGUCACGGUCGGCAUCGCACGCCGCGAGCACCGAAAGCCGCGGGACAACUAUACGCGCGUGAACAUCGACGUUAGCGUCCGUGUUGAGGUCUGGGCUAGCAGCCUCCUGCCUACGGCCGACGCGGGACCCGUCGACUGCGUCGUGCGCACGUGGGACGUCGAGACGGGGCGCGAGACCCACGUCGCGACGGUCGCGCGCCGCCUGUCGCUGCCGCCUAACCGGUCGACCGAGAUCGCCGAGUUUGACGUGCCGGAGCCGUUGCGGGACUCAGAUGGCAUCGGCGCAGCACGCACGGUCGUCGCGGCAUACCUCAUCCCUAGCACCACGGAUAGCGACGACGUCGCACAGCCGCUCGCUCGGUACGUCAACUGGCCCGAACCCCUGAAGUACCUGCAUCUGGCGCGGCCGACGCAGCUGCGCGCAGAGCUGAGCGCAGACCGCGCCGCCGCGCUGGUGUCGGCUGAGGUGCCCGUCAAAGGUGUCGCUCUCGAAUGUGAAGACGAGAGCGUGGUCUUCGAGGACAACCUCAUCGAUAUCGUGCCGGGUGAGACUGUGAGGGUUGGAGUCCGGGGCGCGCGCGAGGACACUGUAAUUACGAUGCGGUAUUUGACGAUGGUAUAGACUAGUAAGUGCCUAAGGCGGGUAGAUGUUGGGAGGGGAGGGAUGAUGCGAUGGACUGGCUUGUAGGCUUGCGUUGUGUGAUGGCGACAGCGAGUAGAUAAACGAGACUAGAGAGUACCCGUAGAGGCCCUUAAUAAGAUUGACUU